UGGGUGUUUCGCAGCGGACUGUCUGGCAGCGGCAGCGGCACAACAAGAGCGGCUUUCAGGCUUUGUUUCGUGGAUGUGAAUGAGCUCGGUCACCUCCUCCAGAUAUGUGGUCGGAUAUACGGAUAUUGUUUCUUUUCCAUUUGUUCGUUCUCAGGCUGCCUUACCUGAAAGCCACUGAUGAGUGUGAGGAUGGACAAUUUCAGUGCAACAACAAAAGGUGUAUACCGACAAUCUGGAGGUGCGACGACGAUGACGACUGCUCCGAUAACAGCGACGAAGAAAACUGCCCCAGGAAAACGUGCGCCCCUGCUGAGUUUGCCUGCUUAAACGGACAGUGUGUCCCGGGCCGGUGGCGAUGCGACGGGGAACCGGAGUGUCCAGAUGGCUCUGAUGAGGCAGAAGAGACGUGCAGCAAACAGACGUGCCCUCCAGAGAAAUUUGACUGCGGGGGAUCCACCAACAAGUGUGUCUCGUUGUCAUGGAGAUGUGAUGGGGAGAAAGACUGCGAGAGUGGGGCGGACGAGGAGGACUGUGCAUCUGACGCCAAAGCGUGUCCCAGCGCAGAGUUCAUGUGUGCCAACCGUAAAUGCCUCGCCGCCGUCUACGUGUGCGACGGCGACGACGACUGCGGAGACGGCAGCGACGAGCUCAAGUGUGCGGCGCCGCAGACCUGCGGGCCCAACCACUUCCGCUGCAACACGUCGGAGUGCGUGCCGCUGAUGUGGAGCUGCGACGGAGACCCCGACUGCUCGGACGGAUCCGACGAAAGCCCGGAACGUUGCGGCGACGGUGCCCCCUACCUGCCCAACCGCAGAGCCAAUUGCACCGCCGACGAGUUCCGCUGCGCUAACGGGGAGUGUAUUCGCCUGACGUGGAAGUGCGACGGAGAUCCAGAUUGCAAGGACAAGUCCGACGAGUCAGACUGCCCUCUGCUGACAUGUCGACCUGAUGAGUUUCAGUGCGGUGAUGGUUCCUGUAUCCACGGUACCAAACAGUGCAACAAGGUCCACGACUGUCCUGACCACAGCGACGAGUCCGGCUGUGUCAACGCCACAAAAUGCGAAGGGCCCCUGAAGUUUCAGUGUAAGAACGGAGAGUGCAUCGACAGCUCCAAGGUGUGUGACUCUGUCAAGGACUGCAAGGACCGCUCGGAUGAGCCUAAAAAAGAGUGCGGGUUGAACGAGUGUAUGAUCAAUAACGGCGGCUGUUCCCACGUCUGCAUGGACAGACCAAUCGGCUUCGAGUGCCAGUGUCCCACCGGCUACCAGCUGCUGGACAAGAAGACCUGUGGAGACAUCAACGAGUGUGAGAACCCUGACGCUUGCAGCCAGAUAUGCAUCAACUACAAGGGAGAUUUUAAGUGCGAGUGCUACGAAGGAUAUGAGAUGGACCUGGUCACUAAGACUUGCAAGGCUGAAGGGAAAAGCCCAUAUCUGCUGUUCACUAACCGCCAUGAGAUUCGACGCAUCGACUUGGUGAAGAGGGACUACAGCCAGGUCGUGUCCACACAGAAGAACGCCGUGGCUCUAGACUUGGACGUUGCCAACAACCGCGUCUUCUGGUGUGACCGAUUCCACAGGAAAAUCUACAGCGCCUUCAUCCACGAGGCCAGCGACCCCUCCCAGCAGGUGCCGCUGGUGGAUUCGUCUCUGCAGACUCCUGUGGGCCUGGCGCUGGACUGGCUCCAACACAACCUGUACUGGACCGACUCGGGAGACAAAUCCAUCUCUGUGUCCUCAGUGGACGGCACCAAGAGGCGCGUCCUCAUCAGCUCUGACCUGAGCGAGCCCCGGGCCAUAGCGCUGGAUCCCCACCACGGCUUCAUGUAUUGGUCAGACUGGGGCACACGAGCCAAGAUAGAGAAGGCCGGGAUGAACGGAGUGGAUCGGCAGGUUCUGGUGUCUGAAAAUAUUGAGUGGCCCAAUGGCAUUACUCUAGACGUAGCCAACCGGCGCCUCUACUGGGUCGACUCCAAACUGCAUCUCAUAGCCAGUGUGGACCUGAACGGAGCUCACCGGAGAACACACAUGUCCUCUGCAGAGAGAUUGGGACACCCUUACGCUCUGGCUGUCUUCGAGGAUCGGAUCUACUGGACCGACAGAGACAAGGCAGCAGUUUUUAUGGCCAAUCGGUUAACCGGCGAGGACAUCCAGGCUCUGGCUGAAAACCUGAAUGAUCCCCAUGACAUUGUGGUUUUCCACCAGCUCCGACAGCCACCAGGUCCAGACAGCUGUAAUCUGGGCAGUGUAGCCAAUGGGGGUUGCGAGUACUUAUGCCUUAAAGCACCACAGAUCACCGAACAUUCUCCCAAAUACACUUGUGCGUGUCCAGAUGGACAGGACUUGGGGCCUGAUAUGAGGGGCUGCGUACCAGCAGCACCAAGGAACGACGUGACGGCGAGACCGCCACCUGCCUUUGAAUUUACACCUGACGCCACAGGCAUCGCUCCAUCCUCAGGAGGAGUCUCGCAGGCAGACGACGUCCCCUACUUGAGCACCGCUCCAUCUGCUUCCCCCGAGUUUCUCACGCCACUCAGCACGCUGCAGCCUCUGUCGUCGCAGGAGUCCGAGUCACUGGGCUCCCACUCCACAGCCACGGCCAUGGUCAUCUCAACCACGUCUGCAGGGGACAGCAGUGUCUCCCAACACUCUGGUGGUGAGAACUUCGUUCUGGGUGAGAACCUGACGGUGGCCGUUCUGGGCGUGGUCAUUCCUAUUGUGGUGUUCGGCCUGGUCUGCGCCGGAGUCUACCUGGUGUGGCGGAACUGGCGCCGCAACUCCACCAAGAGCAUGAACUUCGACAACCCGGUGUACCGCAAGACCACCGGCGAGGGGGAGGAGGACGAGAUCCACAUCGGGAGGACCGACGGCAUGGGACACCACGUCCACCACCACCACCCGUACCCCCAGGGGGUUGGUAUGGGUGUGGUGGGGGCUGGGGGCGGCACCUGCCCACAGUUCAUCGCCCUGCCUUUGGGGGGCAGCAUGCCCGACGCGGGGACUCACUGGUACACGGAGCAGCCCAUGCUCUCCACUGCAAAGUGAGGCAAAAGGACCUGCUUCUGGUGCAGCUGGACCCUCAGGCACACGGAGAAGUCAGAAUGAACUUGGACUAAGUUUACCGAAAGGAUGAACGACAUAUCAUAGAUUCAUUCAUUCACACACACACAUGCACACACACACAUACCUGUUUGCGCAGCUAUCUUUGCGGGGACUUUCCAUUGACUUCGAUUCAUUUCUACAGCCUAAACCUUACCCUUACCUUUACCCUAACCAAAACUCAAUUCACACCAUAGUCCUAAAUCUGACCCCUGACCCAAAAACAGCGUUUCCCCUUGUGGGCACCAAAGCCUGGUCUCCACAAGAAGCAGUGUGUCCCCACAUCGUAGUAUAUGUCAGGAAAAUGGUCCCCACAAGGUAUUAGAAACAAACGCGCGCACACCCACACACACAGAGCCAUGUCCUGUCACGUUACAUAUAAACCAAGAACGAGAAAGAAAAAUUAGGGAAUGAAAUCAGUUUUUUCUCCAGUAGAUUCUGGUAGUUAAGUAAUCAGGUGGUGCAGACGCGCUCUCAACGCUGCAAAAUUAAGUCAAACUCUCCGUUUAUAACUUUUCCAUUGACAACCAUGUGCAUCUGAAGCUGCUAAAAGGCUCCAGGCUUGAGCAUCCGUUUCGUCCUUGAUGUGUUGGUUUGAGUUUUGUGUUACUGCUGGUUGGCAGCAGCGCUCUGGGACAGCCAACUAAAGAAAGAGGAGCUGUUCCACUGGGACAGCCGGUGGAGACAAUCUGUUGGGAUCAAUCCCAAAUGCUGUUUCUGGAGACGCCUGGUGUCGUACACAUUUAUUCCUGGAUCAGUUUGUCCGGUUCAGAGCUUCACGAUGUUGGUUGAAGUGAGGAGAGUUGGAAGAGUCUUCUGUGAGCAUUAAGGUGCAAGUCAGAGUUCUUCUUCUUCUUCUUUUAGUAGCUUGUUUUAUAUAUUAAAUGGUCUGAGAAAAGCAAUAGGCUGUAGAUAGCAGCCAGUUGAGGUGUUUUGUGGUUGAUGGAAAUCACUGAGUGGUAAUGAUUUCAUUUGACGACCCACUUUUGACUGUGACACACACAGACACAUACACACUCCACCUGCCGUGCAGCGGUAUCACAUUCCCAGUGUUUUCCAAAGUGGGUGGACGGGGACAAGGACGAGGUGCAAUUCGCUCUCUGGAAACACAAGCAGCACGCAACCAACCAACAUCGCCGCCGUUCAUUGUUCCACCUGAGACGCUCUCACCCACACUCACACACACGUACUGCACAGUUGAUUUCGCCGCCGCUACCACUGUUAUUUGAGUAGACAGUUUGGGACAGGAGGGCCCAGCUGGUCUCUGCUUUGGGAGAGAAAAAAAACCCUGUCAUAUUAUGUUAUCACAAACGCGAAAAGAAAAAGAAAGAUCGGACUCCGAUGCGGUGCAGUGUGGCGCCUGCCGAUCCCGCCGGUGAACAGAUCACCUGGAAAUUUCCCCGUGUGUGUGCUCAUCGAAAUGCAUGUGUGCCAAAUGUUCAUCGCACAGCCAUAUUUGAAACUGUUUUUUGGAUGCUAUUUGUUGCACAAUCCUCUUAGAAUGCCUUCUGGUACUGUGUUUCUCAUGGAGAAAGAAGGUGUGCGUGCGUGUGUGUGUGUGUGUGUGUUUGCAAGUGUGUUAACCUGUGUGUGUACGCGUGUGUCGGCAGAAAAGCUUUGAGGGUGCUUUUUUGACUCAUUGGGUUGUAAAUAUGUUUUCAUAACGUUUUUUGAUAAUGUAUUGUAUAAUUCUGUAAAAGAAGAGCUGUAUAUAAGAUUUUAGAUAAAGUGUUGACACCUAUAUUAAUUUAUUUGUAUGAAGAAAACACUGUUUUUUUCCUUCCUGAUUGUUUAAAAUCAGAGUUAUCCACCAAAGUGUUUUGUUUUAGUUGGUGUUUCUUGCUGUGUAUCGUUUAGCAUCAUUUUUUGUGAAUAUUUUUUCUUAGCCUUUAUUUAAUAUUAAGGGGCCCCCACACCCUCCACCCAAAAAUAAAUUUUUAAAAAUCCACAUUGGUGGAACACUUUUAAGCCCUAUGUCAGUGAGAACGUUGCUUUGUAUUUAUUUGUGCCUUUUUUGUUUACACUUUCAUAUUAACCUUGUGUUUUUUUGUUUUUUUCUCAUGGGAAAAAAAAAAAGUCAGCCAGUUGCUGUACGUCUAAUACCGAACUGUACUGAAGACAAAUUGGUUCUGUGUUUUAUUUUUCAUAACUGAUUAGUUUUAAAUAUCUCUUUUUCUUGUUAUAUAAAAUCUGACAAACACAA
Molecule: messenger RNA, 5301 nt
Organism: Gambusia affinis (western mosquitofish)
Lineage: Eukaryota; Metazoa; Chordata; Actinopteri; Cyprinodontiformes; Poeciliidae
Product: low-density lipoprotein receptor-related protein 8-like
Exons: 18
Coding region: 105-3044 (979 amino acids)
Molecular function (GO): protein binding; calcium ion binding
Source: RefSeq, a predicted model, not a curated record